Esox lucius (northern pike) is the source of this 1061-nucleotide messenger RNA. It is a transcript of the gene ccnq, whose product is annotated as cyclin Q. Gene Ontology annotation, cellular component: nucleus. NCBI's taxonomy places the organism in Eukaryota, Metazoa, Chordata, Actinopteri, Esociformes, Esocidae. Bases 208 to 981 code for a protein of 257 amino acids. Gene Ontology annotation, biological process: regulation of transcription by RNA polymerase II. Gene Ontology annotation, molecular function: cyclin-dependent protein serine/threonine kinase regulator activity. The record is from RefSeq and is a predicted model, not a curated record. The transcript is spliced from 5 exons.
UGGCGGAAGUGUGAUAGUAAAGAGUGUGGAUUCGUUUUUUAGUCCCCAAGUUUUAGCUGUUAUUGCUAUCUAUGUAGAAAUAACGCGUUUAUGGGGCUUGUUACAUACGCAGUAAAUUAUAGUGCAACGUUCCUCCUGCAGUGGACAAGUCACUGUUUAGCUAAUGCUAGCUAGCUAACGUUAAUUGCUGGUAAUAAUAUACAUAACAUGGACAGUUUUGUUACACCUGGUUCCAUGGAGGCCAUCUCUUCGGUUUACCUUACAUCCGCAGGAAAAAGGGACGGAGACACGGAGACAGACACCUCGCGGGAGAUGAAAACUCACUUUCGUGUGUGUCGGUUCAUCAUGGAAACGGGUGUGAAGUUGGGGAUGCGUUCGGUUCCCGUGGCGACGGCGUGUGUAUUGUACCAUCGUUUUUUCCAAUGUGUCAGUGUGUCGCUGUAUGAACCCUACCUGGUGGCUAUGAGCUGCAUUUACCUGGCUGGCAAGGUGGAGGAGCAGCACCUCCGCACCCGUGACAUCAUCAACGUUUGCCACAGGUACUUCCAUCAUAGUAGUGACCCACUGAGCUGUGACAGUGAAUUCUGGGACCUCCGGGACAGUGUAGUGCAGUGUGAACUCCUGGUUCUUCGACAGCUCAACUUCCACGUUUCCUUCCAACAUCCACACAAGUACCUCCUCCACUAUCUACUUUCAGUAAAGUCGUUAGUGAAUCGUCAUGCCUGGUCCAGGACACCCGUUGCGGAGACCAGCUGGGCGUUGCUCAGGGACUGUUACCAUGGCACCAUGUGUGUGCGUCAUGCCCCUCAGCACAUUGCCAUAGCAACAUUGUACCUGGCACUGCACAGCUAUGGAGUGGAGCUACCUGUUGGACAGAGGGAAUGGUGGCAGGUGCUUUGUGAAGAUGUAACUAAGGAACACAUUGAUGCCAUCAUCUCUGACCUCCUCCACCUUUAUGACAUGGAGGCCAAAUGGACCUGAGGAGGAAGGGAGGACCUGAGGAGGCGGGGAGGACCUGGGAUGAAGAAAGGGAGAAGACCUGGGAGGAAGAGGGGAGGACC